This is a messenger RNA of Parasteatoda tepidariorum (common house spider), 1407 nucleotides long. Its product is annotated as prostaglandin E synthase 3. The record is from RefSeq and is a predicted model, not a curated record. Gene Ontology annotation, molecular function: Hsp90 protein binding; protein-folding chaperone binding. Lineage: Eukaryota; Metazoa; Arthropoda; Arachnida; Araneae; Theridiidae. Gene Ontology annotation, biological process: protein folding; chaperone-mediated protein complex assembly. Gene Ontology annotation, cellular component: cytosol; nucleus.
AAUUAUUGCAUAAAACGGAUGGCAAUAUCUCAAUCUUUCCUAUUUUGCGCAUGUCUUUGAAGCGGUUGGACUUGCUGAAGAAAAUAAUUGUAUUUUAAAUAUUUAAUUAUUUUCUGUCUUCAAUUUAACUUUUAAAUAAUAAAUUUCUAGUAAUGGGAGACGCUAAAUUACUACCUCCGCCAAUUUAUUGGGCUCAAAGGAAAAAUCUUCUAUAUGUUAAAGUUCAACUUGAAGAUUGCCGGAGUCCCACCAUAAAAAUUGAAAAAGACAAACUUUAUUUCAAAGGUAAAGGUGGCACAGAGAUGAAAGAAUAUGAAGUAUCUCUUGACUUCAUGAAAGAAAUUAAACCUGAGGACUCUAAGCAUGCUGUUAGGGAUAGGGCUAUUGAAUUUGUAUUAAUUAAGGCAGAAGAUGGUUUUUGGAAGAGACUUUUAAAAGAAGAUAAAAAGUUCCAUUGGUUAAAAGUUGAUUUUAAUAAAUGGAAAGAUGAAGAUGAUUCAGAAGAUGAACCUGAAGGAACAGACUUCGAAGAGAUGAUGCGAAAAAUGGGCGGUGGUGGAGCAAUGAAUGACGGUGAUUUUAAUUAUGAUGAUGGAUUGGCAGACAGUGACGAUGAAGGUGAGACAAUGUUAAACUAAUAAACGAACUUCCAGACCUAGAAUAGUGUAUCCUGGGGAAGAGCUUCAGUAUACAGACUGUAAUAUUACAUAUGAUUUCUCUUUCAUAAAAGUCACUUUUGAUAAUAAAAAGUUUUAAAAAAAACUGUAUUAAAAAAAAAAAGAUCUGUGGCUUAAAGAAGUAAUCACUUGUUUGUGCCAGUCAUUUUUCAACUGCUGCUACCAACUGCAUUGUGAGUGCCAAGCAUGUACACAACGCUACGCUACAUUGUGUUUAAAUUUUAUCACUAAACAUCUGUUAUUUGUUUUGAAAAAAAAAUUCUGUUUAAUACCAUUACAUGAUACACCUAAAUUUUACAAUAUGGAUGUCAAAUCUGAAGCUUUUUGUCAGAAUUAGCAUCGAACCUGGAGAAAUUUAUAUGUAUCUUUAACAAAAACGUGUUGAUUUCUUUUAAGCAGGUUUGCUAUUGUAUCUUAUUUGAAAUAAGCCUGAAAUUAAAAAUGUGUUGUUUUUAUGCUAAUUAAUGAGUAUGUUUCCAUUGUAUUCAUAAUUUCCAUCAAUCAAUAAAUGGGUGUUUUUUGUUUUUUUUUAUGGUACAUCAUUUACUAUCUUGUAAUAGGCAUCUGUAUAUUUGAUCAUUCCAUGCUUGUGUUAAAUGGAGGCUGCUUUUAAAGCUGGUUAUCCUAGUUCUCUUUUUCUGUCCUAUUACAUUCUGUAUCUGAAUUAUGUAAUGUAUACUUCACUUCGUUUAAACCUGUACCUAGUUAAUAAAUAAUUCAUACCACCACA